This is a messenger RNA of Caenorhabditis briggsae, 528 nucleotides long. Bases 1 to 528 code for a protein of 175 amino acids. The record is from RefSeq and is a predicted model, not a curated record. NCBI's taxonomy places the organism in Eukaryota, Metazoa, Nematoda, Chromadorea, Rhabditida, Rhabditidae. The transcript has 2 exons.
AUGGAGUUGGCUGAAAUCAACAAAAAAUUGGACAAAUUAUUGUUGGAGAAUAAACCUCCCAAUUCUCAAAUUCUGGAUCUGGAACGUCGUCUGAAAAUCUACUCAAAUGCUUUCGAAGAAGAACGCGAGAAAAAUGAAAGGCUGCAAAAACUAUGCAACUCACAAUUGACGAAAAUUGAAGAAUUGGAAAAGGAGCUUUCAAAUUUCAAGGGACAUCCUACAGUACCCCUAGUAACCCAGGAUCUUCAAAAUCUGUCAAAAACUCAGAAGAAAAAGGAGAAGGCGAAACUUCGAAAUCAGAAGAAACAAGAAAUCCCGGAAGUUUCGAAUUCUGGAACUUCUGAAAAUUCGCAUUCCCCAAAACAAAUUAUUGAGUAUUUUCGAGAAAUUGGAUUUCUGCAAAAUCCAGAAACUUCGAAAAUUCCGGAUAUUGAGAAUGAAAGUGAUCAAGAUUAUUUUGCAAGGCUGCAUAGUAUAUGGGCUGGAGAGAAUUCUUCAGAAAAAUCAGAUGGAUCAAAUCUACAGUAA